CGCAGUAGUGAGUUCACGUCGCGUUCACACGUAAUAAGCUUUCUCGUGAUCGAGCUUUUGUAAUAUUUUAUUAUUCAGUGUUAUCAAUAUCAUAAUUACCAAGAUUUAUUGAUCCGCUAGCGUCUGUUGUUUUCGAUUCAGUGUGAGUGUCUGUGCUGUGUACAAGUAAUAACAAAACAAUAAAGUUAACAGUCUUGUGCCAUUAGGAAUCUAUUUGACUAACUGAUGGUUCAGUAUUUCGGAAUGCCCGGACACAUUUGAAUUUACAUCAGAGAAACAGACGUGGCUUGGCGCGGUGACUGGCGGGCCGCGUCAUGGGUAACAAAUGCUGCAGCCGCCGACAUGAUCCCGACAGACCUUUGGUAUACCCGGCGUACAAGAAGAACGAGGCGGGUUUCACCACCUGCCCCUCGCUGGAGACGAGGUAUACCGGCGAGCCCAACAACCGCGCCGUUUCCAGGCGCCCAGCUGACAUAGUAAGGACGAGAAACCCGGGAGCAUGUAUAUCCAACGGCGGUCGUCGAGUGGUCAAGGCGCUAUGCGCGUAUUCCGCCCGUGCGGAGUCCGACAUCUCGUUUCGGAAGGGCGACCGCAUGGAGGUGCUGAGCGACGCGGAGCCGGACUGGUGGCGGGUGCUGCACCUCACCACGCGCCGCGAGGGCCUCGUGCCCGCCAACUUCGUGGCCGAGGAGAGCUCCGUGGAGUGCGAGGAUUGGUUCUUCCCGCACGUGUCCAGAAAGGAGGCUGACAAGCUACUGCUAGCAGAGAUCAACCCUCGAGGCACCUUCCUAGUGCGUCCGGCAGAGCACAAUCCGCACGGGUUCAGCCUUUCCGUCAAAGACUGGGAGGAGGGAAGAGGCUACCACGUGAAGCAUUAUAAGAUCAAGCCGCUCGAUAAUGGCGGAUUCUACAUCGCGACGAAUCAGACGUUCCCGAGUUUGCCGGCGCUGGUUAUGUCUUACACGAUUGCAGAGAACGCGCUAGGGCUGUGCCACGUGCUGGCCCGGCCGUGCCCCAAGCCCGAGCCCCAGAUGUGGGACCUGGGCCCCGAGCUGCGCGACAAGUGGGAGAUCCCCCGGGCACAGAUACAGCUCAUCCGGAAACUGGGGCAGGGGAACUUCGGAGAGGUUUACUAUGGGAAGUGGUGUAAUAAUAUUGAGGUUGCCGUAAAAACACUGCGAGAAGGCACAAUGUCCAAGCAAGCGUUCCUUCAGGAGGCAGCCAUCAUGAAAAAGUUCAGACACAAACGUCUAGUCGCUUUAUACGCAGUCUGCUCGACACAGGAGCCUGUCUAUAUCGUCCAAGAAUACAUGUGCAAGGGCUCCCUCCUAGAAUUCCUCAGAAAUGGCGAAGGGAAAGCCCUCCACUUCGAAGACCUAGUCUACAUAGCCGCCCAAGUCGCCUCAGGCAUGGAGUACCUAGAAUCCAAACUCCUAAUCCACAGAGAUUUAGCGGCUCGCAACGUGUUAAUAGGUGACAACAAUGUAGCGAAGAUCUGUGAUUUCGGCUUAGCUAGAGUGAUAGAAGACAACGAGUACUGCCCCAAACAGGGAUCGAGAUUCCCUGUAAAAUGGACGGCGCCCGAAGCGAUCAUUUACGGCCGAUUCUCCAUAAAAAGCGACGUUUGGUCGUAUGGUAUUCUUCUUAUGGAACUGUUCACGUAUGGCCAGAUACCGUACCCGGGUUUGCACGGAAAGGAGGUCAUAGAGCAAGUGGAAAGAGGGUACAGAAUGCCCAAGCCCGUCGGACACUACCUACCAGACGACAUCUAUAGACUAAUGCUGCAGUGCUGGGAUGCCAUACCAGAGAAACGGCCGACUUUCGAAUUCCUAAAUCACUACUUCGAAUCCUUCACAGUGACGAGUGAAAUACCGUACAGAGAAGUGCAAGACUAAGCUGUGAUAUAGUGAAUCGUUCCGGUUAGACCGCAUAGUGCUAGUUACUCCGGACCAAAGUGCAAGUGAUUUAACUGGAAGUGUAACCUUAGCGAAUUGUCACGUUGAACUCACAGAGGUGAUUACAUUUUGUCAUAAAACAUGCAGCCGCUUCGUAAAGUUUUGCCACGGGUACAAAAAUUUGAAAUAUUAAAAUAAGAAAAAAUAUACUUUUUUGGUGGGCAACAUUUUAUAUUUGCUAUGCAUAUUGAAUGUGACAUUUUUUGGCAAUAUUAUGACAAAAAUGUAAUUAUAACCUCAAUGAAUGUAGUUUUGUAACGAGCUGCACAGACUGCUAUUUUCCAUUAACAUUUAACUUAAAACAAACUACAGGAAAGUGAGCUUGUCAUGUUAAUUAUCAGCCAUCUUGUUAUUUUGGUGCGAGAAAGGGUUGCCGUUACAAAAAAUCUUUAAUUGUUGCCAAAACAUAAUAUUGAUGCUGAUUGUUUGAUAUUAUUUUCGUGAAAUGCAGAUUCAUGGCUACCCUAAAAACAUCACAAUCAUUUUAUAAUUUUAAAAAUUUACUAUAUUUAGCUUAGGCACAUUUUAGAGUGUUAUUUUGCAUAUGUACAAACUCACUAUUAUAAGCAAUAGGUGUAAAUCAAAAUUAGAAUACACAAUAUUUUCAUAUUCCAAAUUCAAAAUAUGUGAUAUUUUAUCACGUAAG
Molecule: messenger RNA, 2601 nt
Organism: Aricia agestis (brown argus)
Lineage: Eukaryota; Metazoa; Arthropoda; Insecta; Lepidoptera; Lycaenidae
Gene: Src64B
Product: tyrosine-protein kinase Src64B
Exons: 7
Coding region: 315-1895 (526 amino acids)
Biological process (GO): innate immune response; cell differentiation; protein phosphorylation
Cellular component (GO): extrinsic component of cytoplasmic side of plasma membrane
Molecular function (GO): signaling receptor binding; ATP binding; non-membrane spanning protein tyrosine kinase activity
Source: RefSeq, a predicted model, not a curated record